Messenger RNA from Serpula lacrymans var. lacrymans S7.9, 2979 nucleotides. RefSeq lists its product as uncharacterized. The coding region runs from base 1 to 2979 and encodes 992 amino acids. The transcript has 13 exons. Gene Ontology annotation, molecular function: saccharopine dehydrogenase activity. The record is from RefSeq and is a predicted model, not a curated record. Gene Ontology annotation, cellular component: cytoplasm. NCBI's taxonomy places the organism in Eukaryota, Fungi, Basidiomycota, Agaricomycetes, Boletales, Serpulaceae.
AUGGCUCGUCAAGGGCGUUCACCCCUUUCUCGUGUCGUUGCUUUCCGCAGGAAUAUCUCUACUACGCCCCUUACCAUUGGUAUACGACGUGAAGAUCCAUCAAGAAUAUGGGAGCGUCGUUGUCCGAUCACACCACAGGGUGUCGAGCAGCUCGUCCGUUCGGACAGAGUCAAAGUUCUUAUCCAAGAUUGUGACAGAAGGAUAUUUCCUAUCGACGACUUCCUCAAGGCUGGCGCUUGCAUUCAUCCUACACUUACUCCAGCACAUAUAGUGUUGGGGAUCAAGGAAACACCAUUGAGCGAACUAGUAAUAUCACCAUUAAUUGCCCCUGACACAAAUUCCGAGCACUCUGUUCCGCGGACUCACCUCAUGUUCUCUCAUACAAUUAAAGGUCAGGAAUAUAACAUGAAUCUCUUGUCUCGCUUUCUUGGAAAUAGCGAGGAAGGAAAGCUACUCCCAAGGCUCAUCGACUAUGAAUUGCUGACGGGUGAUGACGGCAAGCGUACAGUAGGGUUCGGAUGGUUUGCCGGAGUCGCUGGCGCUCUUGAAUCUCUAUCUGCAAUGGCCCACUCGCACCUUGAGCUGGGUAUAGCCAGCCCUUUCUUAUACACACCGCGGCCGCAUACACACCCCUCUGUGCCGUCUCUGCGUGCGUCUCUUAGGGCUAUAGGUGAAGCUAUAAAUCAAAAUGGCACUCCUAAGUCAUUAGGUCCUUUUGUGGUUUGUGUAACUGGGACUGGUCAGGUAUCUCAAGGCGCGCUUUCCAUUCUCUCGGAACUUCCAGUGAUAAAUAUUCGAGUCGAGGAUUUACCUUCUGUAGUCAAUAAUCCUGGUAUGUCUAAUUGCCCACAGAUAUAUAUUGUACAUGUCCUCCCUCAAGAUUAUUUGUCACGCGUAGACAGAAAUGGAUAUGAUAGGGAUGAUUAUUAUCAACAUCCCGAACAAUAUAUAUCAAACUUCCAUACCAGGGUUGCCCCAUAUCUCACUCUCUUUCUAAACGGAAUAGGAUGGACACCUGCUCACCCACGCCUUAUGACAAAUGAACAACUUGUGGUAGCGCUGACCAAAGCAAAGGAAAUUGGCAAGGCUCGAUUCAGUUGUAUUGGAGACAUAAGUUGUGACGUAGAAGGAGGACUUGAAUUUAUGCCUCGAGCUUCUACCCUUUCUGACCCCUUCUUCAGUACGAGGCCAGACAUGCUCCCAGCUCACCUUCCAAGCGUACAGAUCAUGUCUGUAGACAUCUUGCCUGCCAGCCUUCCUUUAGACGCGUCGGAGCACUUCUCGAGUGUAUUGAUGCCUUAUUUGAAGACACUGAUCGGAUGGUAUCGCCGCGAGAACUUAGAGGGGGAGCAGUAUUCAGAAGCUGUCAAUAGAGCAACUGUCACACAAGGAGGCAAGCUUAAAGGGAAACAUGCGUGGUUGCACGAUCCUUUGCAGAAGUGGGCCUCAACCGUUGCUUUAAAUGGUUCUCCUUCUACACCAACUAGACGAUCCGCAGUAUCCGAGCAGCAGCCUCAGUUGAGAAAGAAGAAUGUCUUAAUGCUGGGAAGCGGAAUGGUUGCAGGACCAGCUGUGGACCAAAUUUGCAAGCGCUCGGAUAUCGAGCUGAUCGUUGCAAGCAAUUGUGCGGAUGAGGCUAAUCGGGUUACACGCCAGCACUCAAAUUCCAAUUCCAUCAUCGUUGACAUGAAUGACGCAUGCAAGAUAUCAAGUCUGAUCAGUAAUGCUGACCUGGUUAUCAGUCUUCUUCCUGUUUCGUUCCAUCCUUCUGUUGCUGAAUUAUGUAUUAAGCACCGCAAGCACCUCGUUACUGCAUCUUAUAUAUCUCCAGCAAUGCAGGCUUUGCACGAGCGAGCCCAAGCUGCGGAUGUCCUUCUACUUAAUGAAAUCGGCUUGGAUCCCGGGAUCGAUCAUUGCUCAGCUAUAUCUCUACUUACCAAACUCAAAGCGCAAAACAAGCGCAUCGUUUCGUUUACGUCAUUUUGUGGAGGCCUCCCUGCUCCUGAAAGUGCAGAUGUUCCUCUUGGUUACAAGUUUAGCUGGAGUCCUAGAGGUGUAUUAAGCGCAGCGCUGAACAGUGCUAGAUUCAAGCUUAACGGCAAGGUCUGGGAAAUCCCAGGCGAGGACGUCUUGAAAAUUCAUUUCCCGAACGUCCCGGUUUCGAAUGUAUUAAAAUUAGAAGGUAUAGCCAACAGGGAUAGCUUAGCGUAUGCUUCAGCGUAUCGACUAGGGCGUAUGGAUGAUCUGCGAACUGUGCUGCGUGGGACACUUCGGUACCCUGGGUUUUCUGACCUCAUGCAUUCAUUCAAAUCACUGGGACUGCUAGAUACCAUAUCUUCGAUUAACCUAGAAUCUUGGAAUUCUCUGGCCUGCGCCUCACUGGAAAAACGCCUAGGUUUGCCCGUAAAAAAUAACCUUCCUUCUAUCAUAUCAGCAGCAUCGGAAGUCAUACCCUCAUCACGCAUUGAUCCGCUUCUGGAAGCUCUUGAUUGGCUGUCUUUGACUCCGCAUUCUUCCUCAGCCUCUCCUUUACCGCCUCUGCCAAAUAAGCCUACAGCACCUAUCGAUCUAUUUACAACUAUUCUCGCCCAUAAACUCAAGUAUGGACCCAAAGAACGUGAUAUGGUCGUUCUCUCCCACGAAAUCGUUGCACAGACUCUUUCCGCAUCUUCAGCUACUCUACACGGAAAUGAGGAAAUACAUACUUCGUCGUUGAUUGUAUAUGGUAAUGAUUCUGCAUCUGCUAUGGCUCGCUGUGUUGGACUGCCUGUGGCGUUUGCUGCUUUGGGAGUGCUCGACGGCAAUGUCUCAGUACGAGGCGUUCACGGUCCCGAUAAUGAAAUCCUUUACACCAGCGUAUUGAAGGGUCUUGAGAGCGUGGGUUUAGAUAUGAAGGAGAGCUUCAAGGCGGGAUUGGGCAUCGAGGAGCCUCUGAUGGCUGGACUGAGUAACCACAAUGAAACAAUGUACGAAAUGUAA